GAAAGUCGCGACCGCAACCUCUCACCAGCUGAAGCAAACACUUCGCUCUUUCUUUGUUGCCAGGGAGGACAGGGCCGAGCCAUGCGACCAGGCUAAGGCAAGGGGUUGGCAAAGGAUCACUUGCCAAAUGGACGCAAUCAAGCAGGCACGGAUACUCAAUGUGGAACUCCUACGGCAAGGCGUCAGCUUCAGAGGCACACUGUUCCUGACCAUUCAUCACCUGAUAUUCUCCAGUCCACAGGACAAGCUUGAGUUAUGGAUCUGUUUCCCCAUCAUCGCCCAUGUUGAGCGACGGCCACCGUCCGUUGGUGGGUUCUCUGCAUUGCGCAUUCGAUGUCGCGAUUUCACCUUUUUGACGCUGCAUUUUGCAGAAGAUGCAGAAUGUGCGCGUGUCUUUGAGUCUGUCAGGAGUCUGACGUGCGUCCCAACCAUUGACAAGCUGUAUGCAUUUUCGUACAAGCCAGGUAAGGCUGAGCAGCAGCUCGAUUCCUGGAGAUGCUAUAAGCCUGAACGCGAGUUUGCGCGGCAAGGCGUCGGCAGUACAUUUCCCCAAUGGCGCUUGUCUCAGUUGAAUGCAGACUAUGCCUUCUCGCCCACUUACCCGGCCGUGCUCGCAAUACCAGACUGUAUCUCAGACAACGUCCUCAACUAUGGCGGCAAGUAUCGGUCAAAACAACGUGUGCCGGUCCUGACGUAUAUUCAUGCUCUCAAUGGAUGUACCAUCACGAGAGCGUCUCAACCCAUGGUUGGUAUCAAGCAGAAUCGAUCCGUGCAGGAUGAAAAGCUUGUGCAAGCCAUUUUCAACACAACGCAGCAGCGAUCCGAUGUGUAUGGAUCGAGCUGUUCUGGUCAUCUCAUUGUAGAUGCACGGCCUACAGCUAAUGCCAUGGCGAACGUCGCAAUGGGCGCUGGCUCAGAAAACAUGGAUCACUAUCCAUCUGCCAAGAAGGUAUAUCUUGGUAUUGAGAAUAUCCAUGUCAUGCGUGACUCACUCAACAAGGUAGUCGAGGCAAUCAAGGACAGUGAUCUGACACCUCUUCCACCGUCGCGCGACUUGCUGCAGAAGAGUAAUUGGCUCAAACAUAUCAGCAACGUGCUCGAUGGCGCUAGCAUCAUCGCCCGGACCGUGCAUCUCGGCAAUAGCCAUGUCCUUGUUCAUUGCUCAGACGGCUGGGAUCGUACGUCGCAGCUUUGUUCACUUGCAGAAAUAUGCUUGGACCCGUACUACCGUACCCUCGAGGGCUUCGUCGUUCUGGUGGAGAAAGAUUGGCUUUCCUUCGGUCAUCGCUUUGGUGAGCGGUGUGGUCACUUGUCCUCUGAAAAAUCGUUUGUCAGCGGAACUCAAGCUGCUGCUUCUUCCCAGAUACGAGAUCCAACGGCAUCGCCAGAGCGCGAUCUGUUCGGAGCGGGUGGUCGUGAUCGUGCGCGAGAGGCCAUGACUGCCAUUACAGGGAUGGGCAAGAAGUUGGGCGAGGUGGGUCGAUCUCAGCAACACCUCAAGUACACGAGUCCAAUCUUUCAUCAAUUUCUCGACUGUGUCUUCCAAUUACUAGUACAACAUCCAACUAGGUUUGAGUUCAAUGAACGCUUCUUGCGGAGAUUGCUCUACCACACGUACUCUUGCCAGUAUGGUACAUUUCUUUUCAAUACAGAGAGAGAAAGGGUCGAGGCGAAAUUGGAUCAGCGGACGAGAUCUGUGUGGGAUCAUUUCCUGGCGAAGCGAGACGCGUACCUGAAUCAGGAUUACGUGGCUGAGGCUGCUGCAGACGGCGAGAGUCCACGACAAGAUACUUGGCUCGAGUGCAAUGUCAAGCUGGUCAAGUGGUGGCACACAGCCUUCAAUCGUGAGGAUGCCGAGAUGAAUACUGUAGAGGUACGGACUGCUGCCGGUGCUGGCGACGAGGUGGAUGUUGUGGAUACCAGUGUAGACACUCUGUCUGCAGGAGCUGAGGCCCUGACAGUCUCGUAGAUCCGAUGUGACUGUUCAAGUUCCUUCUAUACCUCUCAAUGAUUUGGCAUC
This is a messenger RNA of Protomyces lactucae-debilis, 2020 nucleotides long. Its product is annotated as mtmr6 myotubularin related protein 6. The record is from RefSeq and is a predicted model, not a curated record. The transcript is spliced from 2 exons. The coding region runs from base 128 to 1969 and encodes 613 amino acids. Gene Ontology annotation, molecular function: phosphatase activity. Gene Ontology annotation, biological process: dephosphorylation. Lineage: Eukaryota; Fungi; Ascomycota; Taphrinomycetes; Taphrinales; Protomycetaceae.